AUGAUUAAUGUGGCCGUGCUGCCCCCAGAAUGUGCUCCGGGGGGUCACUCUCUGCUCCAGAACCCAUACCGCAGCACCAGUUUCAGCUCCCGCAGCCUGCAGCAGUCAGCCCUCCAGGACUUCAUCUGUGACCAUUCCCUCAUACCAGGCUGGUACCAGUUCCAGAUCUUUGACAAGCCCGCCAGCAUGCCCACACAAUGUGUGGAGGUGAACCACUGUGGGACCCAGGCCCCAGUCUGGCUGUCUCUGAGGGAGGGUGAGAGCCUUCCGCGGCCCCUGGAGGUGACGCAGCUGACGGCCUGUGCCACCUGGCAGUUCUUCCUCAGCAGCAGUAAGGACUGCUGCCUGUUCCGCAUCCCUGUCACUGUGCGCAACUGUGGAGACUUCUACGUCUACCUGCUCCAGCCCACCCAGGGUUGCAUGGGCUACUGCGCACAGGAGAUGUCAGACUCUGCGGCGGUGGUGUGUGGUCCUGACGAGGUGGAGGUUGAUGGAGCGUGUAAAGCCAAACAGCCUCCUUCCCCAGCGGUGCCUGUGAUAUUAGCAGAACUCUCUGGAAGCAUCGUCUACCUGAAGUGCAGCUUCGAGGGCCAUAGCCUGAACAGCUCCCUAGGCUAUGUGGUUGCCUGGUCUCGCCUCUCCCACCAAGGCAUCAAAGAGGAACUGAAACAGGAGACUACUGUCCAAACCGUUGCCUUCAUCGAGCUGGACGGGAUCAACCUCCGACUGGGGGACAAGAUUUACUGCAGUUGCUCCAGUUUUUUUCUGGACUCGCCGGACAUCCAGGGAACCCCAGUGGAGAGCGAAGAGUUCUUUGCCGGGAUCAGGUUGAAACCAGAGGUGACUACUGUGUCUGAGGAUGGGAAGGACUGUGAGUUGACUGUGGAGAGUACCAUCCCUAUCCCCUGCCCUGGCGAUGCCUCCUCCUCCACCUCCUCCUCCACCACAGAGCAGUGUACUCUCUCCUUACACCUGAGUACAAACAAUCAAGGUAAAGACCAUCUGCUGGGUCCAGACGUGGUGUUGUCGUCGUGCCGGGUGGAUCUCUCCCAGAGUCUGGGGUGUCGAAACGGGGUGUGUAGCCAGGCCCUGGUUCACCUCAGCGCGGUCACAGACUUCCUCAAGGACGGGGACAGGACGACACAGAUCUCUGUCAACCCCAUCGUCACAUCCAACUUCCUCUGGAGCGGCUACACACCACAGAGUGUCCAGAUCACAGUGACGGAUGUUCCCUCUGCAUACUGCUACUCUUUCACUGAUCCUCACAUUAUCACGUUUGAUGGCAGGCCGUAUGACAACUACCAGAUCGGGACGUUUGUGCUGUACAAGAGCACGCGGCAGCUGUUCGAGGUCCACGUGCGCCAGUGGGAGUGCGGGAGCCUUGUCCACCACGCCUCGUGCACGUGCGGUUUCGUGGCAAGAGACGGCGGUGAUGUCAUAGCCUUCGACAUGUGCAACGGAGAGCUGGGGGACACCAGGCCGCACCUGUCGGUGAAGAACAGGGACGUGGGCAAGAGCGGCAUCCGCAUCACUGAGUCUUACCAAGGACGCAAAGUCACAAUGACCUUCUCGUCGGGGGCGUUUGUGCGUGCCGAUGUGUCUGACUGGGGCAUGAGUCUGACCCUGAGGGCCCCCAGCUCCGACUGGAGCCAAACCCAGGGCCUGUGUGGGACGUAUGACGGACAGACCCACAAUGACCUCCACACAGCAGGGGGCGCAGUGCUGGACAACGAAGACGUAGCAGCCUUCAUCUCUGAAUGGAAACUCCCUCCUGGUAGCAGCUUGUUUGACACCGUUCCGUCCUAUCAGAGCGCCCCAAACCCUCACAGGUAUUGUAACUGUGAAGAAGAGUCCCGCCCCACGUCCCCGCUAACCAGGUCUCAGCCAAUCCCUGGCUUCGACUCCUCCUGUUCUCACCACGGCAACGUGAGACUCCACAGUAUCAUCCCCACUCUGGAUGUCACCGCCGAAUACAACUCAGUAGAGCUGUUCAAAGGCCACCACGACCACCCCUCAUGGAACUCCAACCAGCACGGCCGGGCCGAGGACACCGCCGCCCAGCCUGUAGAGAGAGGCUCUACCCUAACAGGCUCCAGCCAUGGAGCCAACAACCAGAGGAGCCGUGGAAGGCGCCAGUCCUACCAGUUCCUCCCCAACAUGCCGUACCAGAGCCUGAGCCAGUCCGACCUGGAAGACUUCACCUACUUCUUCCCUGAGGACCACGAGCUGGCGGCCCGGCCCGAGUCCUCCCCUCCCCCCACCUGGCCCACCCCGUCUGGGCUAACACAGCACCAGGCCAGAGUGCAGUGCCAGCGGGCGGUGGCUAACUCCAGCGUGGCCCUGGGCUGCGGCUGGCUGUUAGGCCCGGCCAUAGUGAGCCAGGCGGUGGCUAUGUGCGUCAGCGACCUCCAGCUAAAGGACGACCAGGCCUGGGUGGGCGCUACUCUGCCUCUGCUUGAGAACGAGUGUGAGAGGAGGCUAGUGGAGGAGAGGGGGAGAGAGGGAGAGCACCAGGAGAUGUUGUCCUUCCUCAAGUGUCCAAGUCUAUGUAAUGGGAAUGGCCAGUGCUCCGAGUGGGGGUGUGUGUGCUUCCCCGGGUUCGGCUCCUACGACUGCAGCGUUAUCUCUGACCAGACUCCAGAGAUCACAGAGCUGGAGAAUGAGGGACUGUGUGAUGUCAGACAGAGCGACUGCUCCACUGUACAGGUCUUUGGACAAGGCUUCAAAGACUCCUAUGAACUCAAGUGUGAAUUUUUGAAGGAAAAGUUUGUGGAUGGUGAGUGGACCCUGGACGAACCUCAGUUUUCCCUGGCUACCUUCCUGCAUGUGUCAGGUUUGGAGUGUCAGCUCCCCCUGGAGUACAGACAACCCAGUGCAGGCCUGGACCUGGAUACGCCCACCGACAGACCCCUGGCACGCUGGCAGAUCAAAGUGUCCAACGACGGCUACGGUUACAGCAACGCCAAGAUCCUGACCCUGUUCGAUGGAGCCUGUCAGAUCUGCACGCUCAAUGCUGACGUUCUCUGUACCUCCAGGGAGAAAACAUGCAACAUUGACAGUGUGUGUUUUGGAGAGGGAGACCUCAAUCCCAGCAGCCCUUGCCUGAUAUGCCGACCAGACUCCUCCAAAUACACAUGGUCCAUCGCUGAGAAGAAUGAGCCACCGGUGUUUCAGUCAGCCCAGGGGCGUCUGCAGACAUUCCAGGGGGAGAACUUUGUGUACCAGCUGCAGGCUCAGGACCCAGAAGGCUCUGUGGUGCUGUUCACUCUGGAGUCAGGCCCCAGUGACUCCUCCCUCUCCCCCGCUGGCCUGCUCAUCUGGAAGGCUACUGACACUACUGCCUCCUCCUCCACGCAGACCUUUCAGUUCACUAUCACAGACGAUUGUAGUGCUGAGACGUUUGCCUCUGUACAGGUCUCUCUGCGGCCCUGUGACUGUCUGAACGGAGCUUCCUGUGUUACAAACAUUAACCUCCCCCCUGGCAGCGGGGAGUACCUGUGCGUCUGUCCCGCUGGCUUCACAGGGGACAGGUGUGAGGAGGACAUAGACGACUGUAAACCCAACCCCUGCCGUCUGGUCAAGUGUAUAGACGGACCCAACUCUUUCUCCUGCAUCUGUCCCCCCGGAAUGACGGGUCAUACCUGUAGAGAGGAUGUGGAUGAAUGUGCCGCAGAGCCGUGCUUCCCUGGGGUGGGCUGCAACAACACACUGGGCUCAUUCACCUGUGGCUCCUGUCCAGAGGGUUACACUGGGGACGGGAAGAGUUGCAGAGGUCACCAGGGUUCUGGCACGGUUAAACCAUCAAGCCAGGCCCCCUGCUCCAGACAACCAUGCUACCCAGGGGUGCAGUGCUUCGAGAGCACACACGUCUCAGUAGGCUACAUCUGUGGACCCUGUCCACCUGGGCUCCAUGGCAACGGACACACUUGUAGUAGAAGCACCACAACAGCUCUGUCCUCUAACUUCCAGUGUUUUACAGAACAGAGGCCAGUUAACACCAACAGAGAAGAUGGACGUCCCCAAGUGACAGAAGACUCCAGUAGGGAAAUUACUAGCACCACCUCCUCCUCUUCUUCCUCCACCUCCUCCUCCCAGUACAGGAGGAUAACUGAGGGGCCCUCAUCGGGUAGCAAGAGAGUCCCCUCCGUGGAGAGAAAGACACCUAUUAGCCCCCAGGACCAAACUAUCACCAGAGUCUCCACCCCCACCAAUCACAACAGAGGUCAGAGCAGCAAGGUGGACCUGACCCCUGACCUUAGGUGGGGGUCAUCGUCUCCCAUAGUGACCUGUGCGGACUCGCCCUGCUUCUCCGGUGUGCCCUGUGAGCCCACAGUCUCAGGCUCCUUCAAGUGUGGCCGCUGCCCGUAUGGUUACACUGGCGAUGGGUUCACCUGCAAAGCUGUGUGCCGGUAUCCAUGUGGAAGGAAUAUGGAGUGCUCUCUACCCAACACCUGCACUUGUAAAGAAGGCUAUACCGGAUAUAACUGCCACAUAGCUGUCUGCCGACCGGACUGCAAGAACCAAGGGAAGUGUGGCAGGCCUGAUGUGUGUGUCUGUCCCGUGGGCUACAGCGGACCAACAUGUGAGGAAGCUAACUGUGAGCCAUCUUGCCAGCAUGGAGGAACCUGUCUGGUCAGGAAUCUCUGCACCUGUCCUUACGGUUACGUGGGGCCAAGAUGUGAAAUCAUGGUGUGCAACAGGCACUGUGAAAACGGAGGGGAGUGUAUUUCUCCCGAUGUGUGUAAGUGCAAGUCUGGCUGGUACGGACCAACAUGUAACUCAGCUGUCUGCAAUCCAGUGUGUUUGAAUGGUGGGACUUGUAUCAAUCCCAACAUCUGCGCCUGUCCCGGUGGCUUCUAUGGCUCCCAAUGUCAGAUUGCUGUGUGCAGCCCUCCCUGUAAGAACGGAGGUCAGUGUAUGAGGAACAACGUCUGCUCCUGCCCCGGGGGCUACACAGGGAAGCGGUGUCAGAAGAGUGUGUGCGACCCCAUGUGCAUGAACAAGGGGAAGUGUGUAGGGCCCAACUCCUGCUCCUGUGCCUCUGGGUGGAGGGGAAAGAGGUGUAACAUUCCCGUGUGCCUGCAGAAGUGUAAGAACGGUGGUGAGUGUGUGGGACCCAACACCUGCCACUGUCCCACAGGAUGGGAAGGCCUACAUUGUCAGUCCGCCAUCUGUAAGCAGAGAUGCCUCAAUGGGGGAAGGUGUGUCCUGCUCAACUUCUGCCACUGCCGCAACGGGUACACUGGCGUCACCUGUGGGUUAAAGGCCCCACUUGCAUAAGGGAAAUGACUGAAGAUGCAGAAGUUUUACAAAAUACACAAUGCAAAUGGAGUCUUUAUUAGGCAGUAUGUGAUCGUGGAGUGUGUGUGCCUGUAUGUGUGUGUGCCUGUGUGCCUG
Molecule: messenger RNA, 5397 nt
Organism: Salvelinus namaycush (lake trout)
Lineage: Eukaryota; Metazoa; Chordata; Actinopteri; Salmoniformes; Salmonidae
Product: von Willebrand factor D and EGF domain-containing protein-like
Exons: 31
Coding region: 1-5280 (1759 amino acids)
Biological process (GO): anatomical structure development
Cellular component (GO): cell surface; extracellular region
Molecular function (GO): calcium ion binding; signaling receptor binding
Source: RefSeq, a predicted model, not a curated record